UGUGUAGUGAAGUACGUGCUGAAAUUGUUUAUAUUAUUUACCUUAGUUGCUUUGCGUUUUAUUUGUUGAAAAUUAUUUUUAUUAACUUCGUAAAAAUCAGUGCCAUUAACUUCAUCGUUUGUAGCCAACAUUAUUACAAAAUUGUCGGUUUUACACAACUGAUAUAAACAUAAGGUAAAAGGAAGUUUACUCAAAAUCAUCAUGUCGUCCGAUGAUAUUUCACAUCAGAUAUUGGCUUUAAUACAAGGUAUUCCUGCAGGAGCAAAUAAUGAUGAUUUAGAAAAAGGAUUACCCGAUGUUCCACCAGCAACUCGAGUUGAAGGACUUAAUAAACUAUUGAAACAGGGAUCAAUAGAAAUCUUGAAAAAAGGCGAUAAACUCUUUUACCGAUCAAAAGACCCCAAGAAGAGUGUAUUACCGAAAGAUGCCGAUAACGAAGAGAAAAUUGUUUAUGGUAUCAUCGAAGAGGGUAGCAAUAAAGGUAUAUGGAUACGUGAUAUACGCAUACAAUCAAAUUUAAAUAUGACACAGUUAAAUAAAAUAUUAAAAAAUUUGGAAACUAAAAAGCUCAUCAAAGCAGUAAAGUCUGUGAAUGCCAGCAAAAAGAAAGUGUAUAUGUUAUAUAACUUGGAACCAGAUCGUUCAGUUACCGGAGGUGCUUGGUAUCAAGAUCAAGACUUUGAAGCAGAGUUUGUUGAUGUUUUAAAUCAGCAAUGUUUGCGGUUUUUACAAAUGAAACGUGAAAAUGCUUUGAAAAAAGGUGAGGGCCCUUUGGCAUUUAAGCAAUUGUCAUGUUGUACAGUUAAAGAAGUACACAAGUUCAUAUCCGACUUGGGUAUAAGUAAGGUGAAUUUAGACGAAGAUGACUUGGAAACAAUUUUAAAAACUGUCGUAUAUGAUGGUAAUGCUGAGCGAAUUCUCAUGUCAGAUAGUGUAUUUGUUUAUAGAGCCAUAAAUUCACCUUUACCUCCUCCAGGGCUUGUGCAAAUGCCGUGUGGCAUUUGUCCUGUAAUUAAAAACUGUUCUAAAUGUGGUGAUGUAACACCCACAAAAUGUCAUUAUAUGAAAGAAUGGUUGGAUUAGAAAGAUAAUAAAAUUUGUUAAACGACUUAGUUUACAUAAUGUGUUUCGGUAAGAAAAUA
Calliphora vicina (urban bluebottle blowfly) is the source of this 1142-nucleotide messenger RNA. RefSeq names its product RNA polymerase III subunit F (gene Polr3F). Gene Ontology annotation, biological process: transcription by RNA polymerase III. The record is from RefSeq and is a predicted model, not a curated record. Gene Ontology annotation, cellular component: RNA polymerase III complex. NCBI's taxonomy places the organism in Eukaryota, Metazoa, Arthropoda, Insecta, Diptera, Calliphoridae. The transcript has 5 exons. Bases 202 to 1083 code for a protein of 293 amino acids.